Molecule: messenger RNA, 3577 nt
Organism: Nannospalax galili (Upper Galilee mountains blind mole rat)
Lineage: Eukaryota; Metazoa; Chordata; Mammalia; Rodentia; Spalacidae
Gene: Trpm5
Product: transient receptor potential cation channel subfamily M member 5
Exons: 24
Coding region: 1-3468 (1155 amino acids)
Biological process (GO): calcium ion transmembrane transport
Cellular component (GO): membrane
Molecular function (GO): calcium-activated cation channel activity; ligand-gated calcium channel activity
Source: RefSeq, a predicted model, not a curated record
AUGCAGACCACCCAGAGCUCCUGUCCUGGAAGCCCCCCAGAGGCUGGGGAUGCGGGGACACCAAGCCUGUGCCGGGGUGAGGUUGACUUUGGAGGAUCCGGGAAGAUGAGAGGCAAGUUCGUGAAGGUGCCAAGCGGUGCGGCCCCCUCCGUGAUCUUUAACGUCCUGCUCACUGAGUGGCACCUGCCAGCCCCUAACCUGGUGGUGUCGCUGGUGGGUGAGGAGCGGCCUUUUGCUAUGAAGUCCUGGCUCCGUGAUAUCCUGCGCCAAGGGCUGGUGAAGGCGGCUCAGAGCACAGGCGCCUGGAUCCUGACCAGCGCCCUCCGAGUUGGCCUCGCCCGCCACGUUGGGCAGGCUGUACGCGACCACUCGCUGGCCAGCACGUCCACCAAGAUCCGCGUAGUGGCCAUCGGUAUGGCCUCUCUGGACCGCAUCCUUCACCACCAGCUUCUGGUUGGUAUCCAGGAGGACACCCUGGUCCGGUACCCCGAAGACAACAGCAGCAUCCCGGGGCCCCUCUGCCCCCUGGACAGCAAUCUGUCCCACUUCAUUCUGGUGGAGCCUGGUGCCCUCGAGAGCGGAGAUGAGCUGGCAGAGCUGCGGCUGAGGCUGGAGAAACACAUCUCCCAGCAGAGAACAGGCUAUGGGGGCACCAGCAGCAUCCAGAUCCCGGUUCUCUGCCUACUGGUCAAUGGUGACCCCAGCACGCUGGAGAGGAUCUCCAGGGCCGUGGAACAGGCUGCCCCAUGGCUGAUCCUGGCAGGCUCCGGGGGCAUUGCUGAUGUGCUUGCUGCCCUGGUGAACCAGCCGCAUCUCCUGGUGCCUCAGGUGACUGAGAAGCAGUUCAGAGAGAAGUUCCCUGGCGAGAGUUUCUCCUGGGAAGCCAUUGUGCACUGGACGGAGCUACUGCAGAACAUUGCCGCACACCCCCACCUGCUCACUGUGUACGACUUCGAGCAGGAGGGCUCCGAGGACCUGGACACUGUCAUCCUUAAGGCACUAGUGAAAGCUUGCAAGAGUCACAGCCAAGAGGCCCAGGACUACCUAGAUGAGCUCAAGCUGGCAGUGGCCUGGGACCGCGUGGACAUUGCCAAGAGCGAGAUCUUCAGUGGGGAUGUGGAGUGGAAGUCCUGUGACCUGGAAGAGGUGAUGACAGAUGCCUUAGUGAGAGACAAGCCUGAGUUCGUGCGCCUCUUUGUGGACAGCGGGGCUGACAUGGCUGAGUUCCUGACCUAUGGGCGGCUGCAGCAGCUCUACCGCUCUGUGUCCCCCAAGAGCCUGCUCUUCGACCUGCUUCAGCGCAAGCAUGAGGAGGGGCGGCUGACUCUGGCCGGCCUGGGCGCCCAGCAGGCCCGAGAGCCCCCCACUGGGACACCCGCUUUCUCUUUGCAAGAAGUUUCCCGGGUGCUCAAAGAUUUCUUGCACGAUGCCAGCCGAGGCUUCUACCAGGAUGGGCGCAGGACAGAGGAGAGGGGGCCUCCGAAGCGGCCAGGGGGCCAGAAAUGGCUGUUGGACCUCAGCCGGAAGAGUGAGGAUCCCUGGAGGGACCUCUUCCUCUGGGCUGUGCUUCAGAACCGACAUGAGAUGGCCACCUACUUCUGGGCCAUGGGCCAAGAGGGUGUGGCCGCUGCCCUGGCUGCCUGCAAAAUCAUUAAGGAAAUGUCCCACCUGGAGACAGAGGCCGAGGUGGCUCGUACCAUGAGGGAAGCCAAGUUUGAGCAGCUGGCUCUGGAUCUCUUCUCUGAGUGCUACAAGAACAGUGAAGACCGGGCCUUCGCACUGCUGGUGCGCCGGAACCACAGCUGGAGCAGGACCACUUGCCUUCAUUUGGCCACCGAAGCCGACGCCAAGGCCUUCUUUGCCCAUGACGGUGUGCAGGCAUUCCUGACCAAGAUCUGGUGGGGGGACAUGGCCACAGGAACACCCAUCCUGCGACUGCUGGGCGCCUUCACCUGCCCAGCCCUCAUCUACACCAACCUCAUCACCUUCAGUGAGGAUGUUCCACAGAGGAUGGGCCUGGAAGACCUGCUGGAACCAGACAGCCUGGAUGUGGAGAAGAGUCUCCUGUGUAGCCCGGGUGGCCAGGUGGAGAAGCUGAUGGAGGCACCAAGGGCUCUGGGUGACCCAGGCCCACAAGCUGCUUUCCUGCUCAGCCGCUGGCGGAAGUUCUGGGGCGCUCCCGUGACAGUGUUCCUGGGGAAUGUGGUCAUGUACUUUGCCUUCCUGUUCCUGUUCACCUACGUGCUGCUGGUGGACUUCAGGCCACCUCCCCAGGGGCCUUCGGGGUCUGAGGUCACCCUCUACUUCUGGGUAUUCACGCUGGUGCUGGAGGAGAUCCGACAGGGCUUCUUCACAGACGAGGACACACACCUGGUGAAGAAAUUCACUCUGUAUGUGGGGGACAACUGGAACAAGUGUGACAUGGUGGCCAUCUUCCUGUUCAUCGUCGGCGUCACCUGCAGAAUGCUGCCCUCGGUGUUUGAGGCGGGCCGCACCGUCCUGGCCAUUGACUUCAUGGUGUUCACACUUCGACUUAUCCACAUAUUUGCCAUUCACAAGCAGCUGGGCCCCAAGAUUAUCAUCGUAGAGCGGAUGAUGAAGGAUGUCUUCUUCUUCUUGUUCUUCCUGAGCGUGUGGCUUGUGGCCUACGGAGUGACCACUCAGGCCCUGCUGCACCCCCAUGAUGGCCGCCUGGAGUGGAUCUUUCGCCGUGUGCUCUACCGGCCAUACCUGCAGAUCUUUGGUCAGAUCCCGCUGGAUGAGAUUGAUGAGGCCCGUGUGAACUGUUCCCUCCACCCACUGCUGCUGGAGGGCUCGGCCUCCUGCCCCAACCUCUAUGCCAACUGGCUGGUCAUCCUCCUGCUGGUCACCUUCCUGCUGGUCACAAAUGUACUGCUCAUGAACCUACUCAUCGCCAUGUUCAGCUACACGUUCCAGGUGGUGCAAGGCAAUGCCGACAUGUUCUGGAAGUUCCAGCGCUACCACCUCAUCGUGGAGUACCAUGGCCGCCCAGCCCUGGCUCCCCCCUUCAUCCUGCUCAGUCACCUGAGCCUGGUGCUCAAGCGGGUCUUCAGGAAGGAAACCCAGCACAAGCGACACCACUUGGAGAGAGACUUGCCUGACCCCCUGGACCAGAAGAUCAUCACCUGGGAGACGGUUCAGAAGGAGAACUUCCUGAGCGACGUGGAGAAGAGAAGGAAGGACAGUGAUGGGGAGGUGCUGAGGAAAGCAGCGCACAGAGUGGACUUGGUUGCCAAGUACAUUGGGGGGCUGAGAGAGCAAGAGAAGAGGAUCAAGUGUUUGGAAUCGCAGGCCAACUACUGUACACUCCUCCUGUCCUCCAUGGCCGACACACUCACUCCAGGUGGCGCCUACUGGAGCCCUCAGAACUGUGGUCGCAGAAGCCAGCUGACCUCUGCAGGUGGCAAGGAGCACCCAGAGGCUGGCCUGCCACCCUCAGACGCCUGACACUGAGAGUCACCUGUGCUGGAGCCCCAGGCCUGGCCAUCUUGGGCUUUGGGAACCCAUCAACCUUCUCCACUUCUACCAGCCUCUAGAGAGAAGUGGCUUUCUAGGC